GGAGGAGAAUCGGAGAUGAAGAGCCCCAGCUAUGGGAUCUGGCCAUAUAAUUUCUUUAAGAAGUUGGGAAUUCCUGGGCCAAGGCCACUGCCUUUCAUCGGAACCUUCUAUGGAUACUGGAACGGUAUUCUGGAGUUCGACCUGAGAUGCUUUCAGAAAUAUGGCAAAAUCUGGGGAAUAUUUGAUGGCCGGCAACCUCUGAUGGCCAUUCUGGAUCCUGCCAUCAUUAAAACCAUCCUGGUCAAAGAAUUCUAUACUAAUUUCACCAAUCGCCGGGACUUAGGUGUGAAUGGAGAACUGGACACUUCCUUAGUCGUCGUAGCUGAUGAACAGUGGAAGAGGAUUCGCAGUGCUUUGUCUCCUACUUUCACCAGUGGGAGGCUGAAGGAGAUGAUGCCCAUCAUCAACCAUUAUGGUGAAAGCUUGGUGAAAAAUGUUCAGAAGAAGGUGGAGAAUGAUGAAGAGAUUGAUAUGAAGUUGAUCUUUGCAGCUUACAGCUUGGAUGUGGUAACCAGCACUUCCUUCAGUGUCAAUAUUGACACCCUCAACCAUCCCAAUGACCCUGUUGUUGUGCACAUGAAGAAAAUCCUCAAAUUUAGCUUCUUCAAUCCUUUGCUAAUAUUGAUCGUCGUUUUUCCAUUCCUUACUCCAGUGCUACAGAGAUUCAACUUCAGUUUGUUUUCCAAGUCUGCUAUGAACUUCUUCUUUGGCCUCUUCAGAAAAAUCAAGGAAGAUCGACAAAAGGAGGGUCACACGCAUCGAGUUGAUUUUCUCCAGCUCAUGAUAGAAUCCCAAGCUGCAGCCGAUGCCUCUGUUGAGCCAAAUUCCUCUAAAGCUUUAACAGACAAGGAGAUUUUGACCCAGGCACUUAUUUUUGUUUUUGGUGGCUAUGAAAACAUGGGUACCACACUCAGCUUCCUGUCUUACUGUCUGGCCAUUCACCCCGAUGUUCAAGAGAGAUUGUACCAAGAGAUCAGCGAAACUCUUCCCAAUCAAGCCCCUCCCACCUAUGAGAUUAUCCAUCAAAUGGAAUAUCUAGACAUGGUGAUGAAUGAAACUCUUCGUCUUUACACUCCCGGGGGACGACUUGAGAGAGUUUGCAAAAAGACAGUGGAAGUCCAUGGAGUGACCAUUCCAGAAGGAACUGCAGUCAUGAUUCCUGUUUUUGCCUUACACCGUAUCCCGGAAUAUUGGGCUGAACCAGAGGAGUUCAGACCUGAGAGGUUUAGUAAAGAGAACAGAGUAAACCUAGACCCAUAUGUAUUCCUCCCAUUUGGAGCGGGUCCCAGGAACUGCAUUGCUAUGCGUUUUGCCGUCCUGGUCUUGAAAGUGGCUGCGGUCAUUCUGCUACAAAAAUUUCACUUCCAAACUUGCAAAGAGACACCGAUCCCCCUGGAACUGGACACCAAAGGGCUCCUGAAACCAAAGAAGCCAAUCAAGUUGAAGUUGGUGCCCAGAGCUGUUGUGGAACAUGAGGAAUAGAGAAUCUGGAGACUGCAAAGAGGCUGUCGUGUCUCCUUCCUUCCUUUUGCAAUGUUUUGCCUUCACAUCACCUAGGAGUAGUAAUUUGAAUGGGUAGAAUUAAAUGCCUAUUUAGACAUUUUCUCCUGAACUUUUCAAGGAGGGCUGGACGUGCCAGUUAAUUUUGGUUUCCCUCCAGUCUUUGCUUUUUUUAAAAAAAUAAACCUGUUUACUUAAUAUACACAUCA
Python bivittatus (Burmese python) is the source of this 1709-nucleotide messenger RNA. RefSeq names its product cytochrome P450 3A29-like. NCBI's taxonomy places the organism in Eukaryota, Metazoa, Chordata, Lepidosauria, Squamata, Pythonidae. The record is from RefSeq and is a predicted model, not a curated record. Gene Ontology annotation, molecular function: iron ion binding; heme binding; steroid hydroxylase activity.